AUGCCACACCAGUCCUGCCACUCUGCUCCUCUCACACCACACUCCCUCUACAGGACAUCACACCACACCAGUCCUGCCACUCUGCUCCUCUCACACCACACUCCCUCUACAGGACAUCACACCACACCAGUCCUGCCACUCUGCUCCUCUCAUAACACACUCCCUCUACAGGACACACAUGCCACACCAGUCCUGCCACUCUGCUCCUCUCACACCACACUCCCUCUACAGGACAUCACACCACACCAGUCCUGCCACACUGCUCCUCUCACACCACACUCCCUCUACAGGACAUCAGACAACACCAGUCCUGCCACACUGCUCCUCUCACACCAAACUCCCUCUACAGGACAUCACACCACACCAGUCCUGCCACACUGCUCCUCUCACAACACACUCCCUCUACAGGACAUCAGACCACACCAGUCCUGCCACUCUGCUGCUCUCACGACACACUCCCUCUACAGGACAUCACACCACACCAGUCCUGCCACUCUGCUCCUCUCACACCACCCUCCCUCCACAGGACAUCAGACCACACCAGUCCUGCCGCUCUGCUCCUCUCACACCACACUCCCUCUACAGGGCAUCAGACCACACCAGUCCUGCCACUCUGCUCCUCUCAUAACACACUCCCUCCACAGGACAUCAGACCACACCAGUCCUGCCACUCUGCUCCUCUCACGACACACUCCCUCUACAGGACAUCAGACCACACCAGUCCUGCCGCUCUGCUCUCAUAACACACUCCCUCUACAGGACACACAUGCCACACCAGUCCUGCCUCUCUGCUCCUCUCACACCACACUCCCUCUACAGGACAUCACACCACACCAGUCCUGCCACUCUGCUCCUCUCACACCACUCUCCCUCUACAGGACACACAUGCCACACCAGUCCUGCCAUUCUGCUCCUCUCACGACACACUCCCUCUACAGGACAUCAGACCACACCAGUCCUGCCACUCUGCUCCUCUCAUAA
This is a messenger RNA of Haliotis rufescens (red abalone), 981 nucleotides long. RefSeq names its product mucin-4-like. The record is from RefSeq and is a predicted model, not a curated record. NCBI's taxonomy places the organism in Eukaryota, Metazoa, Mollusca, Gastropoda, Lepetellida, Haliotidae. The transcript has a single exon. The coding region runs from base 1 to 981 and encodes 326 amino acids.